AUGGCUGUCGUGGAGGGCGAGUGGCUCAUCAAGCUGGAGCGCGGCUGGAGUACCUGGAUCGUGGGAGAGCAGCCCUUCCGUGGAGCCCCGGAGACGUUCCGCUACAUGUUCGGCAAGACGGAGUUCCAGGUCGAGUUUCAGAAUGAGGCCGAAGGCACCUCCACCAAUCUUUCAACGGGCAAGUCCCGGCCCUUGUGCUUCGUGGCCAAGGGCCAGGCGCCACCUUCCGACGAAGACGCCCCACCACCCCAGUCUCAGACACAGGCUCUGAUCUCGGAGGACAAGCCUAUGCAGACCACCAAGGUCGACAGCAACCUGCCCACUUGCUGCUACCUCGCAACGAGCGGCACCCAAUCCUACGAAGGAGAGUUCCAGUGGUUGAUUGAGCUGGAGAAGGGCUGGAGUCCAUGGAUGCCAGGGAAUGCACCCUUUGAUGGCAACACGGAUGAGCCUUUGCGCUAUACCCUUGGCAGGUAUGACUUCGAGGUCCACUUCGAGGAUGAGAGCCACGGCACUCAGACUAACCUUACCAGCGGCAAGGUGCGACGGAUCCAGCGCCUGCGCAAGGGAGAGGCCGUUCCUGCUUGGGAGGGCACAGGCAUCCGGCGCCGGCCCGCGAAGGCCGGCGCAGCCGAGAUCGCUCAGGCCCCGGCAGCAUCUGCAGCUAUGGCCGCGCAAUCGAACCGGGCGGUCAGGCGCACGGCCGGAUAUCCUGCAGCCCCUGACUCCACGGGCGCACCCGUGAAGAGCGCGCAGAAGUUUGCUCUCCGCACAUCCAAGCCAGCAGCAGCUGCAAGACCACAAGUGUCCGAGGCUGCGCACAAGGCAACCACCGCACCAGCCGCCACGAAAGCUCCGACAACCACAGGGGGCGGCAACGUUCCUCGCUUCAUGCGGCCACUGAAGUCGAAAGCCUGA
Molecule: messenger RNA, 918 nt
Organism: Symbiodinium natans
Lineage: Eukaryota; Dinophyceae; Suessiales; Symbiodiniaceae
Source: the annotation of a GenBank genome assembly